Entamoeba nuttalli P19 is the source of this 573-nucleotide messenger RNA. RefSeq lists its product as hypothetical. The transcript has a single exon. The record is from RefSeq and is a predicted model, not a curated record. Bases 1 to 573 code for a protein of 190 amino acids. NCBI's taxonomy places the organism in Eukaryota, Evosea, Mastigamoebida, Endamoebidae.
AUGUUGUUGUUCUUUGCAAUCAUUGUCCUUUCUAAUGGUAUUAUUACUCCUACAACUACCCCUGCACAACCUAAUGUGACUUCUUCUAAUAAUACUGUUCCUGUUAACAAUACCAUUAAUAAUACUACUACUCCUGUUAAUACCACAAAAACAAUUAAUCCAAUUCAAAUGGCUAUUAACAAAAUAAAGAAAGAUGUAGCUUCAUCAAAUAAAACAGUUAAACCUUCAGAAAUUAAGGAACAAACAAAAAAAUCACUUGAUGAUUUAAAAAAGAAGAAGUUUGAAGUAGAAGCAAAAAAAAUAGCUGUUGGUAAGGCAGAAAAAAUUAAUGAAAAGAAUAAAAAUAAAGAACGAAAGGUUCGUGAAUUAAAACAAUUACGAGAAAAACAAAAAAAAUUGGAAGGAUUUAAUAAAAGAAUUCAAACUGAACAAAUGAGGGACUAUUUAAAGGAAAAAGAAAUUAUCAAAAAGAGAUAUAGAAAACAAAUUAAACAAUUGUAUAGCGAUAUGACUACUCAAACUGUUGAUUAUCCUUCUAAAUUUGCAAAAGAAAUUAAAAAAAUUAUUGGUUAA